AUUUUGAGCAAGAGGUGCAACAUGGACGAGAUCAGCUCCAAGACGCUCGAGAAGGCGAGCGUGACUAAGGCGUACCUGGAGCAAAAGUACGCCAUCAUGAAGAAGGAGCGCGAGGAGAGCCGCAUGCGCCGGAAUAUCUUGGAGCAGAAGAUGCAAAACCUCAAGCUCGGCGAACCUGCCAAGGAAACGUACCGCGCGGAAUUGCGCAACCAAGAACUAAGCCACAUGCGGCAACAACGCAAGCGACUCACGAUACAGGACUUUCAGUCUCUGGCCGUCGUGGGACGUGGCGCGUUCGGCGAAGUCCGGCUCGUCCGGAAGAAGGACUCAGGCGAAGUGUUUGCAUUGAAGAGCAUGCUGAAAAGCUCCAUGGUGAUGAAGAAUCAAGUGGGUCACGUGCGGGCCGAGCGCGAUAUCCUUGCGAUGGCGGACAACGAGUGCCAGUGGCUGGUCACGUUGCAGUAUUCGUUCCAAGACACAAGUCGGUUGUACAUGGUGAUGGAAUACCUUCCAGGCGGCGACUUGAUGGGCCUGUUGAUCAAGGAGGACAAGCUGAGCGAGGUCACGACGCGGUUCUACGCCGCGGAAAUGGUCAUGGCCAUCGAAUCCGUGCACGAGUUGGGGUACAUUCACCGCGAUAUCAAGCCCGAUAACGUGCUCUUGGACGCGUUCGGACACAUCAAGUUGACCGACUUGGGGUUGUGCAAGAAGAUGGACAUGGCGCAGCAGGAAAAGCUACCUAUCACGAACCACACGAUGACAGAGUCUGCGCAAGGGCACCCCAUCACCGAGCGCAGUCGCCCGUACAGCCGCAACCGCCAAGUAGCGUUUAGCACCGUAGGCACUCCCGACUACAUCGCUCCCGAGGUGCUGCUGCAGCAGGGAUAUGGCCAAGAAUGCGACUGGUGGUCCAUGGGUGUCAUCUUGUAUGAGUGCCUUGUGGGGUACCCGCCGUUCAACGCCGACGACCCCAUGUCCACAUGUCGCAAGAUUGUGAGCUGGAAGCAAACGCUGGUGUUUCCAGCCGAGGCUAUCCAAACCCUGAGUCCCCACUGCAUCGACUUUAUAAGGCAUCUCAUCUGCAAUGCCGACCAGCGCUUGGACCUGGCGCGCAUCAAAGCGCAUCCGUGGUUCCGCGGCAUCGAGUGGCGGUCCCUGCGCACGCAGCCGUCGCCGUACAUUCCGUCGCGCGGCGGCGCCGAGUUUCGAGACAUGCUGCAAAAGCUGCAGCACUUAGACCCGGCGGACGCGCAGUACCAGUCCCUCGUCAAGCAAAUCACAGCCAACUUUGACGAGUUUCCAGACCAAGGACUGGGCCACAAUGAAGAGGUAGAAGGAGGAGCGGCGGCGGCAGCGAGUGCAGGUCCUGGCAAAGGAGAAGGCGAGUACAACAAGUUCAUUGGGUACACGUACCGCCGCAAGCCCAAGGUGCGCGUGGCGCUGGACGAGGCCUUUCACGAUGGAGGAGGAGGAGGAGGGGGAGGUACUCUAUGAGAGAAACAUUUGAUCGAUCUGACACAUUGGAUGCUGUGUAGAUGACCACACGCUCAGUCAACACAGUUAACGACAUUUGGAAGAUGUGCACUAAUAUAUAUAUAUAUACAUACAUCUACUGUACUGCCGCC
Molecule: messenger RNA, 1625 nt
Organism: Aphanomyces astaci
Lineage: Eukaryota; Oomycota; Saprolegniomycetes; Saprolegniales; Verrucalvaceae
Product: AGC/NDR protein kinase, variant
Exons: 4
Coding region: 22-1494 (490 amino acids)
Biological process (GO): peptidyl-serine phosphorylation; intracellular signal transduction
Molecular function (GO): ATP binding; protein serine/threonine kinase activity
Source: RefSeq, a predicted model, not a curated record